UGGGAGGCGAGGCGUGGGCGCGACGCAGACCCGGGCUUCUGGUCCCGGGAUGGAAGUGGGGAGCAGGGGGUGCGCCGAGACGGGCCCCCGCCGGUCCGGCGCUCACAGGCCGCGGAGACCUAGCCGGGCCCGGGAGCAGCACCUCCACGUCUGUCCGCCCACCCACCAUUCCCGUCCGUCGCGAGUCCCGGAGCUGCGGUGGGGGAGGAGGGAGGGUGUCGUCUGCGUGGUCCGAGCACCGCGUGCUUGAGACCCUCGGGGGCCGUGUGCGCGCGGAAUCGACCUCUUCCUCCCUGCGGCCCGGUGUGCGCGUGUGUCCGAUUAUGAAUACGCGUCUUUUUCAAGAGUGGGUACGUGUGUCUGGGCUUCCAGUGUCCCGGGAGCCGUGAUCCUCCUUGGGUAUGUUUGUGUGUGUGAUUUCCCGCAGAUCCCAUCUGCGUUUCCGUGGGGCACACCAAGCGACCUGUGGGUGUUUGAUUGUGACUUUGUUGUGUGUGUCUGGGGCUCUGCGUGUGUGGCUGUGAUCCUUGGCGGUUGUGCUUGUAGUUUGCCUCUUCCAUCGGGAUGUGAGGGUAAGUUUCUGUUUCUGGCUGUUACUUGGCAAUGUAUACACACGUGUGUCUGUGACUGUCUGGUGGAUAUAUGUGUAAUGUCCCAUGCCAUCUGUGGCUCUGUGUGUAAAUAUAAAUGACCUAAGUGUGUCUGACUGACUUUAUAGUGUGUACACAUGUAAGUCUGAGGCUCUGCAUGUGUCGCCAUGACCCUCUGUGCCUGUGUGUGCCUGUAAUUUACCUCUGAAUCUGUUUGCUCUGUGUGCCAAUGUGUGUGGGGGUCCAUUUGCAACGUUCUUGUGUGUCUGGAGCUCUGCCAUUGUGGUUGUGAUCUCUGUAGUUGUGCCUAUAAUUUAUCUAUGAUCCUUCUAAGUGUAGGUGAAGUUCCUGUGUGUAUCCAUUUGUGACAUUCUAUAUGCCCGGGACUCUGCGUGUGCAACCGGGACCGUCUGUGGCUUUGGGUGUAUGAAGAGCUUGAGAGAGACCCCUAGUGCCUCUCUGUGGCCUGGGACCCUCCCUCCUGAGACCCUGGGUGUUCUCCGACUCUCUGGAGGCAAUGAUGGUAGCCGACCUCAUUCCCUUGGGACGUUUACAAAGCAUGUCCCAAACACUGUGCUGGUGAGGUGUGCCCAUGCCCCCGGCGCUGUUAUUCUCGGGUCCCUCAUGGCUCUAUGGGUGCUGGGGUUCUCUCUGUCAUAGUGACAGCAGCUGACACCUUUGCUUUGUCUCCCCCACACCCCCACGGUGAACAUCAUGAGUGCAGAGGGGUGCCCACCAACAUUUGUUGGCUGAAAGCGUGAUUUAGCUCUCCUGGGAUUGUGUUAACUGGGGCCCUGGAAAAUUGUGUGGCUUUCUUGGUGAUGGCGUGCAUGUCAUUUGCCUUCGACUCUUCUCUGAGAGUCUGUGUGCAUGUAAUUUAUCUGGGACUUUCCGUGGUUCUCUAUGUUUCCGUGACCCACAGCAGCAUUGUGUGAGGGUGUGUAUAUGUGUGUGUGGCUCUUCCGGGAUUUUGUUUGACUGUAAUGUAUCUGUAGUGCUAUGGCUGUGUGUGUGUAUAAUUAUUCUAGGAUUUUCUUUGUGUGUCUGGCACUGUCUGUAGCUCUGUGUGUGGCAGUAACAUGCCUAUGACUGCAUGUGUGUGUGUGUGUGUGAUUUCUUUGCAAUUCUAAGAGAAUGCAGUUUGCCUGAGACUAUCUCCACAUUUCCCCCUUAUGCACCCUGUGUCUGCCCUUCUCUGGCCAGCAGCGUCUCGGCCUGUUGCGGCCCAUCGUCCCGGAAGCCUGUGGCAGGAGCCCUAUUCUCUUCCGAGUCUCCACCCCUGCCCCAGUAACGGUCUUCCAGCCACUCAGGCUCCUCCCUCCCCUCCGCUGCAGACUGCCAGCACCCGGGCACUUCCUCUUUGCCCUGUUAAGGAAGGAGAGUUGGUGGUGCAGGCGCUGCCCCCAGACCUGUGGCUGCAGGAGGAUAGGGUAGGGGAAAGGUCUGCAUUUCAGCCUAGAGAGGUGAGAAGAUGAGGCAGGGAGGGGUGUAGUCACCACUACUUUGGAACCCUCCAUAGCUCCCUAGUGCCCUCAGGGUGAAGCCCAAACUACUGACCAGGGCCCACAUGUCCUGCAGGGUGGAUCUGUACCUUCCUUCCCUCUCUCCCCAGCCCCACUGGCCACCGUACUCUUCCUCAGACCUGCCGAGCCUGGAUUAGUUUUCUCUCGCCCUUUGCCCAGUUGACUUCUUGUCCUUCAGGGCUAGGCCUUCAGGGCCUAGCACGCGUGCCCUGCUCACGGAGGCCUUGCUGACCCUCGUUCCUCACCCCUUAUCCCCUCCUUGGUCUAUGUGAUCCUCACAUGGGAAUCUCCCAGGCCGCACCCCCAAUUUCUGAUUCAGUGGGUCUGAGAUCUGCAUUUCUAACAGCUUCCCGGGGGUGGUGAGGCCGCUAGCCCAGGGUCCAUCCCAAGCAGCACUGCUUCUUGCACUGACCAGUGUCUGAAAUCCUCCCUCUUCCUUUCUCUCUUCUCAGCGAUUGUCUGUGCCCCGACAGGCAAGGACUUGCUUCUGUUUAGCUCACUUCCGUGUCCCCACUGCCUGGCCCUGGGUGAUUCUCAGCAUGUAUUUAUAGGGUGGAUGCCUGAUAGGGGACAGUUUGUGGGAGCUGCUAAGACCAGGUCACGGGGGGCUGUGGUACCCAUCAGGGUCAGCGUGGCAUCCCGGACGGGUGCGCUGGGAUGGCGGUGGGACACCGGAGGGAAGACAUCCUUAAUCAAACAAAUGCCCCUUCUGUAUGCUGGGCUUUCCCUCCCAGCAGCCCGUGAGGUGCUAUGAGGUGCUGUUAUUAUUCCUGGUAUUCACAAGAGGAACUGAGCACAGAAAGGUUAAAGACGCUUGCCCAAGGUCACCCAGGGAAGAAGUGGCAGAACCGAGUCGAGAACCCACCACACUCCAGGACCGCCCCCCCCAAGCUGCUGCACUCAGGCCUGCACUGUCCCUGCCGUCUGGGGGCCACCGCUGUGCACGUGGCUGAGUCUAGGCACCACCCCCCACUCUGGCAGGAGCACGCCCAGCAGCUCCCCAUUUCUCCGUAAGCGGCUGCAGCUCCUGCCCCCAAGCCGGCCCCCACCUGAGCCUGAGCUGGGCACCAUGGUGGAGAAGGGGUCAGAUAGCUCCUCGGAGAAGGGUGGGGUGCCCGGGACCCCCAGCACCCAGAGCCUAGGCAGCCGGAACUUCAUCCGCAACAGCAAGAAGAUGCAGAGCUGGUACAGUAUGCUGAGCCCCACCUACAAACAGCGCAACGAGGACUUCCGGAAACUGUUCAGCAAACUCCCUGAAGCUGAGCGCCUCAUUGUGGAUUACUCCUGCGCCCUGCAGCGGGAGAUCCUCCUUCAAGGCCGACUCUAUCUCUCCGAGAACUGGAUCUGCUUCUACAGCAACAUCUUCCGCUGGGAGACAACGAUUUCCAUCCAGCUGAAGGAGGUGACGUGUUUGAAGAAGGAAAAGACAGCCAAGCUGAUCCCCAACGCCAUCCAGAUCUGCACAGAAAGUGAGAAGCAUUUCUUCACCUCCUUCGGGGCCCGGGACCGCUGUUUCCUCCUCAUCUUCCGCCUCUGGCAGAAUGCACUGCUUGAAAAGACGCUGAGUCCCCGCGAGCUCUGGCACCUGGUGCAUCAGUGCUACGGCUCCGAGCUGGGCCUCACCAGCGAGGACGAGGACUACGUCUGCCCCGUGCAGCUGAACGGCCUAGGGAGCCCCAAGGAGGUGGGAGAUGUGAUCGCCCUGAGUGACAUCACCCCCUCGGGGGCAGCCGACCACAGCCAGGAGCCGAGCCCAGUGGGUUCUCGCCGCGGCCGCAUCACCCCCAACCUUUCCCGGGCCAGCAGUGAUGCGGACCCUGGGGCAGAGGAGGACAAGGAGGAGCAGACAGACAAGCAGCUGGAUGCCUCUUCCAGCCAGACGGUGACCCCGGUGGCUGCACCCCCAAGCACAGAGCCCACCCAGCCUGACGGGCCCACCCCCCUGGGCCCCUUGGACCUGCUGCCCAGCGAGGAGCUGUUGACAGAUACGAGUAACUCCUCCUCAUCCACGGGGGAGGAAGCUGACCUGGCCGCCCUGCUUCCUGACCUCUCCGGCCGCCUCCUCAUCAACUCCGUCUUCCACGUGGGCGCUGAGCGGCUCCAGCAGAUGCUCUUCUCGGACUCGCCCUUUCUGCAGGGCUUCCUGCAGCAGUGCAAGUUCACAGACGUGACCUUGAGCCCCUGGAGCGGGGACAGCAAGUGCCACCAGCGCCGAGUGCUGACUUACACCAUUCCCAUCAGCAACCCGCUGGGCCCCAAGAGCGCGUCGGUGGUGGAGACGCAGACGCUGUUCCGGCGCGGCCCGCAGGCGGGCGGGUGCGUGGUGGACUCGGAGGUGCUGACGCAGGGCAUCCCGUACCAGGACUACUUCUACACCGCCCAUCGCUACUGCAUCCUGGGCCUGGCCCGGAACAAGGCCCGUCUCCGAGUGUCCUCUGAGAUCCGCUACCGAAAGCAGCCGUGGAGCCUGGUGAAGUCUCUCAUUGAGAGGAACUCGUGGAGCGGCAUUGAGGACUAUUUCCACCACCUGGAGCGAGAGCUUGCCAAGGCCGAGAAGCUGUCUCUGGAGGACGGCGGGAAGGACACUCGGGGAUUGCUCUCAGGCCUGCGGAGGCGGAAGCGGCCCCUGAGCUGGAGGGCUCACGGCGAUGGGCCCCAGCACCCGGAACCCGACCCCUGCUCCCGGGCUGGCAUGCACGCCUCAGGCUCCCUCAGCUCCCGCUUCUCAGAACCGUCCAUGGACCAGGGCCCCGGGGCAGGCAUCCCCAGUGCCCUGGUUCUCAUCAGCAUCGUGAUAUGUGUGAGCCUCAUCGUCCUCAUCGCCCUCAACGUCCUCCUCUUUUACCGCCUCUGGUCCCUGGAGAGGACGGCCCACACCUUCGAGUCCUGGCACAGUCUGGCCCUGGCCAAGGGCAAGUUCCCCCAGACGGCCACGGAGUGGGCCGAGAUCCUGGCCCUGCAGAAGCAGUUUCACAGCGUCGAGGUGCACAGAUGGAGGCAGAUCCUGCGGGCUUCCGUGGAGCUCCUGGAUGAGAUGAAGUUCUCCCUGGAAAAGCUGCACCAAGGCAUCGCCGUCUCAGACCCUCCCUUCGACUCCCAGCCGCAGCCCGAUGACAGCUUCUCCUGAAGACCCCCGGUCACACGGCCAUGCCCCCAAACAGACAGAUGGACACACAGAACCUCGGCGACCACUGCUGGCACAGUGGGAGCGCCGGGAGCCUCCCGCCUGCUCUUCUCAGCCGCCAGGGCCGUGCAGAUGUGGGGACCACAGAGGCGAGAUGCACUUUAGGCCAGCGUGUGCACGUCCAGCCGCCACCGCCUGCCCAGCCAGGGAGCUGGCCUGGCCCUCAGCAGGCCCUGCCACUAACUUAUUUUGCCCAGCCGGGGUUGUGGGGGUGCCUCCUGGGGCACACGAUUCCCUCAGCUCUGAGUUUAAUGUAUUAUAUUUAUUGGGGGCUGACAGAGCCCCAAUAAAGUGUCGGAAAUA
Molecule: messenger RNA, 5600 nt
Organism: Choloepus didactylus (southern two-toed sloth)
Lineage: Eukaryota; Metazoa; Chordata; Mammalia; Pilosa; Megalonychidae
Gene: GRAMD1A
Product: GRAM domain containing 1A
Exons: 20
Coding region: 3183-5240 (685 amino acids)
Biological process (GO): intracellular sterol transport
Cellular component (GO): plasma membrane; endoplasmic reticulum-plasma membrane contact site; endoplasmic reticulum membrane
Molecular function (GO): sterol transfer activity; sterol binding
Source: RefSeq, a predicted model, not a curated record